Paramecium octaurelia is the source of this 1273-nucleotide messenger RNA. The record is from the annotation of a GenBank genome assembly. Lineage: Eukaryota; Ciliophora; Oligohymenophorea; Peniculida; Parameciidae.
AUCAAAUGUUAUUGCCCAUAUUUCAAUCUUCAUUCUUCUAGAUUGAUAUGCCUUCUAUAACUGUCAAUGUGAAGGUUUUCUUAAACAAAAUGGUUAUCGAAGGAUUCAAUGGUGGAGAGCAAAAGGUGUUGGAGUUUGUUUAAACAAGUUAUUGUAUUGAGUGGGAUUACGCUAUGUAUAUAUAAUUAAAGACAAUUUAGAAGUCAGAAUAAUUAAUUAAGUGGCUUCACAUUAUGUUAAUAUGAUCAAAGACAAUAUUAAUUCGAAGGAGAAGUGUAAAGUGUAACUGGACUGAGAAGUGUUUUAAAAGGCAAAAUUGGUUUUUUCAAUUGGGAAAAAGAGUUUUCCUUCUAGAAAAUGAUAAAGAAGACUGAGCACUGUGAAGUAACAAUAUUCGUUAUUCUUUUAAGAUUUUUCAAGUUUUACGGGGUGAAAAUUUAAAAGUGAUAAAAGUGCUUCAAGACAAUAAGGUAAACAUGUAUUCCUAUUAAAAUAUUUAGACCAAUCUAGAAUUAUAGGUCAAUCAUUUAUUAAAUCAAAAGCCUCACGUGAAUCUUCUUCACUGCGAUGAAUUCUACAUGGACGAACAACAAAUCUAUUUAGUGAUGGAUUAUCACGAUUCAUCAUUGGAGGAUUUGUAACAUGAAUACAGUAAUAAAAUAAUACCCCUCAAUAUUAUUCGAACAAUCUUAUAAUAAUUAUUAGAAGGUAUUUAAAAUAAUUAUAAUUAAAGGACUUAAUCAUUUGCAUUCAAACCAAAUAAUCCAUAAGGACUUGAAGUACGGCAAUAUAUUGUUGACUCCAAACAAAACAGUCAAGAUCUUCGAUUUCGGCUUAUCACAAAUAGGCUAAAAUACUACUAUCCGAUCUGGAACAGGAGGUUAUUUAGCUCCUGAAGUUUUUCAGAAUUAACCGAUUACUUCGAAAAGUGACAUCUUCAGUCUCGGAGUGAUAUUCCACAAAAUGUUGACUGGAAAGGGGGUAUUCAAAAACCUCAAUGAGAACAUGGCUGGAAAAAUGAAGAUUAGUUCUCAAUUGAAGGAUAAGAAUGCCAAAGAUUUACUAUUAUCAAUGUUGAAUUAGGAUCCCGAAUUAAGAUUUACAGCUGAGGACUGUUUGGCUCAUCCUUUUUUCAUAGGGGAAUACGAUAAACCUUCAUAAAAGUAUGAUGUCUAUAUCAGCUUAUAGGAUAUGUCUUAGCAAUUAUUUGAGUCCUCUGUCUCAAUAUAAAUUGUAUCCACAGUCUACUUAAAUAAUUAGCUUAUCUUUGUGA